Messenger RNA from Neltuma alba, 3255 nucleotides. RefSeq names its product centromere/kinetochore protein zw10 homolog. Gene Ontology annotation, cellular component: chromosome, centromeric region; RZZ complex; nucleus. Bases 332 to 2635 code for a protein of 767 amino acids. The transcript is spliced from 15 exons. Lineage: Eukaryota; Viridiplantae; Streptophyta; Magnoliopsida; Fabales; Fabaceae. The record is from RefSeq and is a predicted model, not a curated record. Gene Ontology annotation, biological process: mitotic cell cycle; mitotic spindle assembly checkpoint signaling; endoplasmic reticulum to Golgi vesicle-mediated transport.
CGGCGGUGCGCUCUUCUUCAUUUUCCUUCUUUCCGAUCAUCCUUUUCUCUGGUUGUCGUCAAAUCGUUGCAGGAAGCAAGUGACGCAUGGCGUUGGAUAUACGUUCGGAAUCGGUCUCCAGAAGGAAAAGAUUUGUCUUAUAGUGAUGUGCAGUAUUCGAGACAUUUGUGUGCAUUGCGUUCAAGAGGACUAGUUCUGUGUUGCCAUGGUAUGGUUGCUCGUCAAUCACGUUAACAUUUCCACGGCGAACUUCUCCUGAUUGCGCCAUUUUCAACCUCAUUCAUGCUGUAACGCUCUGCUGUCCACCGCCGUCUGAACCCCCCCCCCCCAAAUGGAGUCUCUCUUCGACACUAUCAAUGUCCGAGAUCUUCUAUCCACCCAAGACCUCUCUGACCCUACCUCCCCUCUCUCUGCGCCUGAUCUCCGCCUCCUCAUCCAGCGUCUAGAGUCCCAUUCUCUGCACAUUAAAUCGAAAGUUCAGUCUUAUCUCGUCUCUCACAACGAGGACUUUGCCAACCUGUUCUCACUCUGCAACGACUCCGUUUCACAGUCCCAUCAGAUCUCAGAUGGCGUUUCCAACAUCUUGCGGUUACUUUCUGAUUCUCCGGCUGACACUGCAGUACGCGAGGUGUUGGAGGAGAUGAAGAGUAAGAGAGAGGAGCUGAAGGUAAAGAGGGAGCUGCUGGGACUGGUGAAAACCAUUGUGGAAGUGAAUGGGAGGUUGAAGGGUGUGAGGGAUGGAUUGACGAAUGGCAGACUAAAAUUUGCUGCUGAGGGUUUGAGAGACUUGAAAAUGGGUUUGGGGAUUGCUGAUGAUGAUAAUCAUGGGGUUGAUGGUAAGGAGCCAGUGGUAUAUGGUUUAUUGAGGAAGGAGUGGUCUCAAUCCUUUGAAGAGAUUCAAGAGGUCUUAUUAAAAUUAAUGGAAAAGGCUGUGCAAUUUGAUGGGAAAUCUAAUCGAGUUCAAGUCAAGUAUCAUUUGGAAGUUGAUGGUAUUAAUGGCAUUGAACUCCUGACAGUUAUGGAGGCAAUGGAAGUGGUUGGCAUUCAAGAAUAUGGGCUCACUAAAAUCGCUGAUUUGAUGAUCAAGUAUAUCAUUACUCCAUUCCUCAAUGCCGGACAGCCUGUUUCAUUUCUAGAGGAAUUGAAUGAAGAGUCAGCAGUAUUGAAGACCGUCCCAUCUGAAGAUGCUAAAAUUGAAAAUUCGGAUGGAGAUUUCCUCUAUUCAAGGAUUCUACUAGUUAUUAAAUUUAUUCACAGAAGCAUUUGCUACCAAAAUGCUUCUUGGAUACAGUGUUUUGGACGUUUGAUGUGGCCCAGAAUAUCAGAAUUGAUAAUAUCUAGCUUUCUUUCAAAGGUUGUCCCCACAGAUGCAUCAAAACUUCCGGACUUUCAGAAGAUAAUCAAAUGUACAUCAGAUUUUGAGACCGCCUUAAAAGAAAUCAUGUUUAUUUCAGCAUCUGAUGACAAGGGUAAUAGGCUGAGCAAUUUUUCUGAGAAUGUUGAGGUUCACUUUGCAUCUAAGAAAAAGAUUGAGAUCUUGGCAAAGGCUAGAAAUCUGCUGCUGGGUUGUGACUUUGCCAUUCCUAAAGAGUAUACAAGGGAUGGCCCUAAUUGGAAGAACCAUGAAACUUCUAAUCAGUCAUCCAACCAUGUUGUUGACUUAUUAUUCUUAUCAGAAAGGUGUUUGGUGUCCGAGGCAGCUAAACAAUUGAUGGAACUAGUUCAUCAGAUACUGCAGGACGUUUGCCUAUCAUCUACAAGAGUUGCUUUGGAAUUUUAUCAUGCGGCUAGAGAUGCUAUACUUCUUUAUGAAGUUGUUGUCCCUGUCAAGGUUAGUUCAUGUACGGCGGUGGCAUACUGGACAGAAAGGCAGCUUGAUAGCAUUAAUCAAGUAGCUGUACUGAUGCACAAUGACUGUCUUUAUUUAUCCCAAGAGAUACUUGGACUUGCAUUUGAGUAUCGUACAGAUUUCCCAGAUUCCAUCAAGGAGCACGCUGUGUUUGUCGAUCUAGCUCCAAGAUUUCAGCUCAUGGCAGAAGAAAUACUACAAAGACAAAUACAUCUGGUUAUCUUUAACUUGAAGGAGGCUAUAGAUGGUGCUGGCGGAUUCCAGAAUACUCAUCAGAUGCAGCAAUUUGAAUCAGCGAAAUUUAGCAUAGAUCAAGUUGUAUUCGUUCUGGAGAAAGUACACAUCAUAUGGGAGCCACUUUUGAUGCCCUCAACUUACAGGAAAAGCAUGUGUGCUGUUUUAGAGUCAGUUUUCUUAAGAAUUACAAGAGAUAUACUUUUCUUAGAUGACAUGGCAGCAGAUGAGACAUUGCAGCUACAAAGACUUAUUCAUAUGAUGCUGGAAAAUCUGUCAUCUUUAUUUGAGUCCCUGCUUGCUGUGGAUCGGAAGUCAUAUGAUUUCUCUCUAGAGUCUCUUGAUGAUCUUAUCCCAUCAUUACGUAAAAUUCGCAAACUAUCAGAAUUAUUAGAUAUGCCUUUAAAAUCCAUCACAGCAGCUUGGGAGAAUAAAGAAUUGCUGUCUUGUGGCUUUACAAUAACUGAGGUGGAAGAUUUUAUCAAGGCUAUAUUCGCAGACUCACCUCUGAGAGAAGAUUGUUUAUGGAGGAUAGAAAAUGCUAACCUAUAAGAUUCACGUAAUUUAGUACAAAUCUCACAAGGAUAUAAAGUUUUCAUUAAGCAAGAGGGUGGAACAUUGAAGUGAUGAUCCCUCGAUGGGGGAAUCAUGUGGAUGACAUGCUCUCACUCGAAACAUUAUGGUUUUGGCUAGAAAAAACUAAGUGCAACUUUGGCUGCAUGAGUAGAGAUGGUAGAUUUCUUGAAGAGAGGGAUUCCCCGAGAAAAUUUUCUUGCUGCAAAUCUUUGCCGAGAAACUAUUUAUCGUCUUCUAUUUAGUCCUUUUCCCCCUGUAGAUCAAAUGAUCAAUGUAUAUCCGUCAUACGCUUCUUAAAUGCCGCAGGAAUCCCGGCCAAAAAAAAACAAAAAAGCAUUCUGCCGGAAGAAAGCAGACUACGCGGAACUUUAUUAAAAUUCUGUGCUGACAAGAUUUGCAGCCCUUUUAGGUCCUGGUUUUUGCAGGUUAGAGCAUGUCAAAAAAUCAGGGAGUGUAGGCAUUUUCCAAGUUCAUUUACUUGUAUUUUGUGUUAAAUAGCUAUCGAACAAUUAUUGUUAUGUAAUAUAUAUAUAUAAAACUGUGAGCAGCACUUAUUAAAUAUAAUUCAUAUCCCGAUGAUCCCUAUUUUUAUCUCC